AUGUCUUUCUUCGAAGGAGACACGCGCAAGGGCGAGCAGCCCGCGCCGCCGCCGCGGGCCCUCACCCCCGUCGAGAUUGGCGUCAUCAUCGGCACCAUCACCGUCUUCGUCGGCGUCGUCGGGACGCUCUUCUACUACCGGACGCGCAGGGCCAAGAAGCGCCGGGGCGAGAACGGCGAGAGGGUCGAUGACGGCGAUGACGUUGACGACGACGACGAGGAGCACCGGGUGCAGGGUCCGGGUCACAGUAAGAACGACGACGCGUCGUCCCGCGGCGAGGACGAGAGGAGAGUGACGAGGCCGUCGCCACCGCCGCCGCCUCCGCCGAGGACUCUUCCUCCAAGAAAGAAGAGAAUCUGGGACCCGUAUGAGGGACCCAAGAUAGAGGAGGCUGAUGGUAAUUCCCCCGCCCCCCCUUCGCUCUGCUGUUGUCAGAAAGAACAUGACAAACAUGCUGACGAGGUCAAAGUUGAGAGAGGCGAGAGCCACGAAAUGCGGCAAGGCAUGAAGCUUGAAUAUCGAUAG
Messenger RNA from Colletotrichum higginsianum IMI 349063, 525 nucleotides. RefSeq lists its product as uncharacterized. The transcript has a single exon. NCBI's taxonomy places the organism in Eukaryota, Fungi, Ascomycota, Sordariomycetes, Glomerellales, Glomerellaceae. The record is from RefSeq and is a predicted model, not a curated record. The coding region runs from base 1 to 525 and encodes 174 amino acids.